UACGUUAAAAAUGUGAAAAAAUUGGGACAACUGAUCAUGCCCUGUACUUAGCAACUGUCAAAUCUGUCAGUUUGUGUCAAGCGUUUGAAGAGCGUUUUAAAUUUUAAAAACUCAAAAAAGUACACAAAAUGUCGAAAGCACAUCCUCCGGAAUUGAAAAAAUUUAUGGACAAAAAAUUGUGUUUGAAGUUGAAUGGGGGCCGACAAGUCGUUGGUAUUUUGCGCGGUUUCGACCCUUUUAUGAAUCUAGUGGUGGACGAGAGUGUGGAAGAGUGCCGGGAUGGCAAGAAAAACAAUAUAGGGAUGGUGGUGAUCCGGGGAAACAGUAUCGUCAUGUUGGAGGCUCUAGAUAGGAUUUAGUUUGUAAUUUUGGCUUAAUCGAUAAUUAUUUGUAAUAAAAGCGUUCGAUUCUGA
Tribolium castaneum (red flour beetle) is the source of this 413-nucleotide messenger RNA. It is a transcript of the gene SNRPG, whose product is annotated as Small nuclear ribonucleoprotein G. The record is from RefSeq and is a predicted model, not a curated record. The transcript has 3 exons. Gene Ontology annotation, cellular component: spliceosomal tri-snRNP complex; P granule; catalytic step 2 spliceosome. Gene Ontology annotation, molecular function: RNA binding. The coding region runs from base 129 to 359 and encodes 76 amino acids. Lineage: Eukaryota; Metazoa; Arthropoda; Insecta; Coleoptera; Tenebrionidae. Gene Ontology annotation, biological process: spliceosomal snRNP assembly; mRNA splicing, via spliceosome.